AAUUAUCAACUUCAUAAUACUUUGCGAAAAAGACAAAGACCCACUACUUACCAGAAAAACUCUUAUUUUCUCUCAAAAGCAUUUGGAAAGAAGAAGAAGAAGAAGAAGGCUUAAAAAAGAAGGGGUUCAAAUGGGUUCGAGUAGCAGUCGACUGGGGUCGAACCCAUCACGGGGGAGACUUAACCACCGACCCAAAUGGUGUUCCAGGCUCUCCUCUCUCUUCAUCUGCGGUGGCUCUUCUUCUCAAGCCCCUCUUGAGAUGGAAGAUUAUCCAGCUGAAAUUCUGGUGAAGUCUGCAGAACACUGUGGUCCAGUUGGCAACAUGGUCCAAAGUCCCCUGGAGGAAUCUACUUCGAUCUGCAGUAUGGAAACAAGGUUCAGCAGCACAGGUACUGAAACUGGAAUUUCAGCUGAAAGCAGUUCUGCAGCCAGUGGUGAUCCAUCUAUUGAAGGUGGUUCAAGAGAUCUAGAAACAAGUAAUUGUAGGACAUGCUUGAUUGAAAGUACGGAGUUAGUUGCUCCUCAGGUAAGUGCUGAUUAUAGUUGUGGUGAAUCUCAUAGGGAUAGUAGUACUUCAGCUAGCACUUCCUUUAAAGAACAACAAUCUUCAGACCCUAUCUCAGUAAAUCUUUCGACUAAUGAGGAUGCAGUCAGUGGCUUUGAAAAUGCAAACAAGGGUGCAUCUCAGAUCCAUCCUGAGGCAAGUAUUUUGUCUCCUCAAGGGCUUGGAGAUUCACAUUUGCAUGGGAUACCUGUUGAGAAUCAGUUAAGUGAAGUAACAACAGUCCAUAACUCUGAUCCUGAUCCUGCUCCUCAUGCCUCUGAACCGGUGACUUUUCACUCACCAGGAGGUGAAUCCAUCAGAGAGGCAAUACCUUCAGGUUUAGGUUUUCUCGUAUCCAAUAGGGAACCAGGCCGGGGAGAUGGAAGUGUGCUUCAUGUUGACGUUGUGAGUAUCUCUUCCAAUAUUUUAUCUGGUGGCAGUGCUGAUACAAGUAAUCGUGAAGCCAGGAGGAAUAGUAGAAGAUUGUUUUGGGAUGCAUUUUCAAGACGCAGCUCUAGAAGACUUAAUGAUUCCUCAUCCAUUUUUCUUUCAACGGAUGAUAGUGAUGAUACAGGAUUUCAUGACAGAUGGCUUCUUGAUUUUAGUGGUGAUUUCUUUUAUGAUGGGGCUGGAGGUGAUUCCGGCUACCUCAGCAGUAGAAUUCACAGCUUGAAUGAACGAAGACGACACUCGAGAUCAGAGAUCUGGGAAAGGCUGCGUGGUGGCCAUGAUGAAAAUAGUCGGCGAACGACAUUUUGUCCAUCUGGACUCCACCCUGAUGGCACAUGCUCAUGUGAUUCUCUCUUGAUGACUGAUGAGUCUAGUGCCCGUGCAAGCAUAUCACGAAUAGUCAUGCUUGCUGAGGCUCUAUUUGAGGUUUUGGAUGAAAUUCAUCGUCAACCAGUAUCACUUUCCCUAUCUAUGGUGUCACUCCCGGCCCCCGAAUCUGUAGUUGAUUCUUUCCCUCUUAGAAGUCACAAAAAAUUGGAUGCAGCUGAGGGCGGGGAUGCUGUUGAACAGUGUUAUAUAUGCCUGGCUGAAUAUGAGGAAGAGGAUAAAAUAAGAGCUCUGCCUUGCCAGCACGAGUUUCACAUGUCUUGUGUGGAUAAAUGGCUUAAAGAGAUACAUGGGGUGUGCCCACUUUGCAGAGGUGAUGUUCGUCAGGGUGUGGAGUCCUCUGUCUCAAACUCGGAGAUUCCCUCUCUUUGAUAAAAUUGUACAUAUGAAAAUACUAAAUAGUAAUGGCUUCUUAUACAAAUGUUAAAAAUGUUGUAUCAACAGUAUUUACCAUGUUGUAUUUCCUAUAUGCCAUCGUGUAGCAUCUUUUCCUCAUGAUGCGAGUCCACGGGAUUAUUACAUAUAGCAAAUUGAGGAAAAUGGGAUUUUUCCGGCUUUGCAUUUUCCUCUGAUGGCUACAUCUUUAGCUUAACCAACAUGGGAGGACUAAUUCAUCAAGCCUAUGUGCACAGAUUGACCGAGGCAUGCUGCUGUUAAUUUGUGUUGUUAGAUAUCCAUAGAUGCUUGUUAUGGUACGAAUGUCAGUAAACAUUUAAAAGUUAACUAAUAAACAUAAAUGCUUACCCUA
Theobroma cacao (cacao) is the source of this 2129-nucleotide messenger RNA. RefSeq lists its product as uncharacterized. The record is from RefSeq and is a predicted model, not a curated record. Lineage: Eukaryota; Viridiplantae; Streptophyta; Magnoliopsida; Malvales; Malvaceae.